This is a messenger RNA of Mesorhabditis spiculigera, 1230 nucleotides long. The record is from the annotation of a GenBank genome assembly. Lineage: Eukaryota; Metazoa; Nematoda; Chromadorea; Rhabditida; Rhabditidae.
AUGUCCGAGCUUCAAGGGAUAUUGUUAUGCGCCGGGUCCGGGAACCGCAUGCCCGAGCUCACCGACUACAACUCUAAAUGCUUGCUUCCCGUUGCUGGUUAUCCGAUGUUUUGGUAUCCGCUGAAUUCGAUAAGCAGAACUGGAGUUCGAGAUGUCAAGCUUGUUGUGAAGGCUGAUUAUAAAGAUGCCUAUUGCGCAGUUUUGCAAGAUCCUGUUUUUCAAUGGAAUCAUAUGAAGAUUGAAGUCAUCACCUUGCCUGCUGAUCAGGAGGAUUGGGGGACAGCCGAUACGCUACGCUUCCUGCGUAAAAGCAUCAAGCUUGAUUUGUUGAUAGUUUCCGGAGAUUUUGUGAGCGAUAUGUCAUUGGCGCCGAUGAUUGAGCGCUUCCGUUGUCAAGAAGCGUCUGCCUGUAUGUUGUUUUCUGAGCAUUGCGUUUCGAUAGCUGCGCCCGGACCCAAAGCAAAGAAGCCGAAAGAAAGAGACUUCCUGGCAUACUGCGAGCGGGAUAAUAAAAUUGCCUUCUGUUUGACCGAGGAAGACUUUGACAAGCCCAUUAUUGCCGACAGUUGGGUAGAGAGCCAUAAGGAAGUGCAACUGACAGCACGAUAUCGGGACUGUCAUGUUUACCUUUUACGAAAUACGGUUUUGGACGUGCUGGAUCGCGAAACAACGAUGUCUUCUUUGAAGGUUGAUCUUUUACCUUGGAUCAUGGAGGUUCAACGGGAGACCGAUGGUAACGCUAAAAACCCCUGGUCAUGUGUCGGCUAUUUCCAGCCCCUUGAAAAUGGCACGGUCACUGCCCAUAGCAACAAUUUAGGCGCAUAUUUUGCCGUGAACCAGAAGAUGAUUAAAGCACUACCCCGUCUGUCAGCAAGGCUCUCCGCGGGGCAAGAAUUUAACUUCAAGGCGACCGGAAUUUCAUGUCAAGACAGUCGCGUGGGAGGAACUUCCGUGGUUGCUGGCGGUGCUGUCUUGAGAAGGAGUAGCAUUGGGGAAAACGUGUCGAUCGGCGAAAAAGCAGUGAUCGAGGGAUCUGUGAUAAUGGAUGGCGUUGAAAUCGGCAAAGGAGCUCGUGUUUCCAUGUCGAUUCUCGCUCCUGGUGUAAAGGUCAAGGAGGGCGCACAUGUAACGAAUUGCAUUGUGGCAAAUGAACAAAUUAUAGAGAAAAGCCAAAAUAUCCAAAACGAAAUCAUCGCCGCGGACGACAAUGACGAUUGGCACAAAGCAAGC